Acanthochromis polyacanthus (spiny chromis) is the source of this 1311-nucleotide messenger RNA. It is a transcript of the gene med4, whose product is annotated as mediator complex subunit 4. Gene Ontology annotation, biological process: regulation of transcription by RNA polymerase II. NCBI's taxonomy places the organism in Eukaryota, Metazoa, Chordata, Actinopteri, Pomacentridae. Gene Ontology annotation, molecular function: transcription coregulator activity. The transcript is spliced from 7 exons. Gene Ontology annotation, cellular component: mediator complex; core mediator complex. The record is from RefSeq and is a predicted model, not a curated record. The coding region runs from base 47 to 820 and encodes 257 amino acids.
AGAGUAACUUCCUGUCUUGCGCAGAUGCGGCUGAAGAGUACUAAACAUGGCGACGGCGGCGGCACCAGCGGCAGAGAAAUCAACGAAAGAUCGGCUACUGUCCGUACUGGAUGAUUUGGAGGUUUUAUCCCGGGAGCUGAUUGAGAUGUUGGCUCUGUCCAGGAAUCAGAAACUACCCCAGUCAGGAGAGGACACACAGAUCCUGGAGCUGCUGGUGCAGAGGGACAGGGAGUUUCAGGAGCUGAUGGAAGUGGCUCAGCAGCAGGGGAAGGUUCACCAGGAGAUGCAGCUGCUGGAGAAGGAGGUGGAGAAGAGAGACAGCGACAUCCAGCAGCUCCAGAAACAGCUGAAGGAGGCCGAGCACAUCCUGGCCACUGCUGUUUAUCAGGCAAAAGAGAAACUCAAAUCCAUCGACAAAGCCAGGAAAGGAAGCAUCUCGUCAGAAGAAAUCAUCAAGUAUGCUCACAGGAUCAGCGCCAGUAACGCCGUGUGUGCUCCUCUCAACUGGGUGCCGGGUGACCCUCGGAGGCCGUACCCGACUGACCUGGAGAUGCGCAGCGGGAUGCUCGGUCACAUGGCCAACCUGCCGACCAACGGCGUGAACGGACACCUGCCAGGUGACGCUCUGGCUGCUGGACGGUUACCAGACGUCCUGACGCCUCACUACCCCUGGCAGUCCUCCGACGUCUCCGUGGGGAUGCUGCCUCCUCACCACGGCAACGACUUCGGCCUGGAGCCGCCGGGUCACAACAAGGAAAACGAGGACGAUGUGGAGGCCAUGUCGACCGACUCCUCCAGCAGCAGCAGCGACUCCGACUGAGGGAAUGGGUGUGUGUGUUCGUCUGAGUGUGUGUGUGUGUGUGUGAGAUCACCGCUGAGCAGCAGCUUCACCUUUGGUCAUUCACAAAGCUGUAAAUACAUGAGUAGGUCAAGGAAAUGUAAAGGUUCAGUCUGUUGUGGAACCUUUGCUCCAGAUACGUGUUGUGCAGAGAUACUUUCCUGCCUGAGUGUGUUUAUGUGGACGAGAUCAUCCCCGUUUUGAUCACUGGGAACAUAAUUUUAUCCCUCUCGACAUGAUAAAUACCAGUAUUCCAGUUAGUGACUCCUGCAUGCUGUAGUGUGUAACUGAAGCUGAAAUUUGACUUCUUUUGCUCUUCGGUGACUUUUGUUUGUAUGUGUGUGACUACACGUCUCGUUUUUGUCCAUCAUAGACAAGAUGCUUGUGUGAGUGGUUGUUAAACAAUAUUGACAAAUGCUGUGUAAAUAAACCUGUACAUACUCAGCCUUGUAAAUAAAUACUUUUUGAAUAGA